CCGCUACCAGGUGAAACAUCGCUCCUAUUAGGAUUCUACCCCCUUCUUUUCCGCGCUGUGUCAACACGCCGUUUUAAUGUGCCUUCCAUUUUGCCUCUGGAACUGAAAUGAAAGUAAAACCAAAACGAAAACUAACCCUCACCGGAGACGGAGCAUACAGAUAACGCUUUGCUUGCUUUCCAACCUAUCCCAAGUCUUUAUUUUUAUGCGAUUUGCUUUGCUGUUAAGCGCGAGAAAGUAGAAUGCCAUAAAAGGCAAAAAUUGCAGCAGACGAGGUACUUCCAAGUUUUGUUGCGUAUGCAGCGCGACCGCACAUUGGUCCGGGAAAGUACAAUCUGUAUUAACGGUGCUGGUGACUAUUGAAUGUGCUUUCUGAAACUGGAUUUUUUUUUUCUCUCCAGUUGGAUAAACAUUAUUUUGUUGUUGACUGUGCGUGAGUGUUGAGUGUUGUGCUAACGUGGACUAACCAACAUGGAGCAAGACCACCGUUGUGAAAUAUCAUGUCCUCUACGUCACAGUACAUGCUAGAGACGUCGUAUCUACCUGAAUUCUACAUCACACACUGUCAUCGUGACGUCAUAUCUUCUUCCUACGUCACGAUCCCCGCCAGAAGGGCCGCACUGACGUCAUGUCUCUCAGCAGCAACAUUCUCCUCGGCCGCCGGAUGUACUUCUCGCCCGCUUCUGCCCCGGACACCUCCGUGCCAGGAGGAACACCGAAAACGAAUACACGAUCUGGAGAGAGCGCACGAGGAGAGCCUGGAUGAGAAAGACCACACGAUCCGUUCUCUCAAACUCCUGGUGUUGGAUCUGGAGAGGAAGUUGGUGGACAGCCAGAAUGACUAUGGGCCAGUGUACCACAGACACGGAGAAGGAGUUGGAGCAGACCAAGCGUCACAAACACUCUCUGGAAGGAGAGAUCCUGAGACUCAAAGACGAGAACUAUCGACUUCGACAGUUUGUGUCCAAACUGCAGGACCGAAGUCCCCACAGUACACCCGAAUCAAACCCAGGCCUUGUACAAAAACACCUGGGCACACCUAACCGUAAUGACUCACAUGAUGUGGUUACCGGAAGUGAUGUCAUUGACGUCCAUAGCCUGGACCGGCAAUCUCCCGGCCGAGGCAGUCUGAUGGUCAAGAAUGGUCAGAUUGCCACACUUGAGAACCAGAUACAGUUCCUGAAAAAACAGGCGGUGACAGCAAGACCCUGAUGAUUGUGCAGGUGUCACCGGUAGAGAAGAACGUGUGUGAGACACUGUGCUCUCUCGCUUUUGCCCAGCGAGUCCGGGGAGUGGAACUUGGGCCAGCGACUCGAACCUCAGACUCCGGGAGUAGAGGGCAGAGCAACGGCCAGACGCCCACGGGUCGCCCUUCCAACCUGCAGAUCCCCCACACCCCUCUUUCCCGAUCCUCCUCUAUCUCCUCCUCCGCUUCCAUCAGUCCCAGACAGUCCCCAGUCCCUCCUUCCGCCUCCUCCCCAUCCUCCUCUUCACAUCACUCGAGAACGUUCUCCACCUCGUCCUCUCAGUCCUCCUCACCCUCAACCUCCCCUGUGUCCACCCCCACACCCACCAGGAAAGUGACCUCUUCGUCUACGAAGUCUGGGAACGCAGGCUCGCCUUGUUCUUCCCCCAAGCCAGGAUUCAAGAAAUCUGCGCAGUCCACUCCAGAGAAGUCACGUGGUCUUCACAGGUCGGCCACUUUCUCCGUGAGAAGAGCGACACCCACUAAAUAAGACUCGUUCGCUGCUGACGUGCACAAUGAUACAAUCUAUGACAUUAUACGCUUGUGUGCGUGAGUUAUCUCUCUCUCUCUCUCUCUCUCUCUCUCUCUCUCUCUC
Messenger RNA from Aplysia californica (California sea hare), 1841 nucleotides. Its product is annotated as kinesin-like protein KIFC3. NCBI's taxonomy places the organism in Eukaryota, Metazoa, Mollusca, Gastropoda, Aplysiida, Aplysiidae. The record is from RefSeq and is a predicted model, not a curated record. Gene Ontology annotation, molecular function: microtubule binding; microtubule motor activity; ATP binding. Gene Ontology annotation, biological process: microtubule-based movement.